AUGAAACACGAUGACAACGAAAUAAACGACUUUUUUUGUAACCUUUCUAAUGUAAUAGACGAAAAUGAUGUUAAUAAAAUUGUGAAAAAGAAAAAAACAAAGAUGGAAAAAAAAAAGGAAAAACGAGAAAUAUUAAAAGAAAAACGUAAAAAAAAUAGACCAGAAGAAAAGAAAAAAAAAAAAUAUAAAAAAAGAACUGAAUUGUUAAAAAUAUUAGAGGGAUUAAAUGAGGAAGAACAAAUAACAUUUUUAAAAGAAAGAAAAUUAUUACAAAAAAAAAAAAAAGAAGAAAAAAAAAUUUUUUUAGAGAAAUGCUAUAAUGAAGGAUAUAAAAUAUGUUUUAAUUGCAGCUUUUUAAAUUUUAUGGGGGAAAAAGAAAUAUCAAGUUUAGCUAAACAAAUUUUUCUUUCUUAUCAUUAUAUGAUUAAAAAUAAAGUUCCUAUACAAUUUCAUUUUUCUCAUUUAAAAAAUGAUGAUUUUUUAUUUUUACAAUUACAACAAAAAUAUUCUUUAAAAACAUGGAAAGUCCAUAUAAAUCCAAAAAAUUAUUGGGAAUUUUUUGAAAAAAAUAAAAUUGUAGUUCUAUCUCCUGAUGCAACAGAAGAAUUAACUGAAUUAAAUAAAGACGAGGUGUAUAUAAUAUCUGCACUUGUUGACCGAAGUAUUUCAAAGAAUUUAUCCUUUUAUCAGGCUUCUUUGCAAAAUGUAGUAACGAAAAAAUUGCCUUUAGAGAAAUACAUCAAGAAGAAAAAAAGCAACGUUCUCAAUGUCAAUACUGUAGUCGAAAUUUUGAUAACUUAUUUGCAAAUUAGAAACUGGAAAAAAGUUUUUGAAAAAUGUUUGCCACAAAAAAAAGUUUUAUGUUUUUUUGACGAAUAG
Molecule: messenger RNA, 879 nt
Organism: Plasmodium berghei ANKA
Lineage: Eukaryota; Apicomplexa; Aconoidasida; Haemosporida; Plasmodiidae
Product: tRNA m(1)G methyltransferase, putative
Exons: 4
Coding region: 1-879 (292 amino acids)
Biological process (GO): tRNA N1-guanine methylation
Cellular component (GO): nucleus
Molecular function (GO): tRNA binding
Source: RefSeq, a predicted model, not a curated record